Messenger RNA from Scheffersomyces amazonensis, 1286 nucleotides. It is a transcript of the gene ALG5, whose product is annotated as dolichyl-phosphate beta-glucosyltransferase. The transcript has a single exon. The coding region runs from base 41 to 1018 and encodes 325 amino acids. Gene Ontology annotation, cellular component: endoplasmic reticulum membrane. Lineage: Eukaryota; Fungi; Ascomycota; Pichiomycetes; Serinales; Debaryomycetaceae. The record is from RefSeq and is a predicted model, not a curated record.
UCUUAUAUAUAUAUAUAGAAGGGAAGGAAAGCUUAUUGUCAUGUUAAUAUAUAUAGGAGCAUUUAUAGUUGUGUUAUUUAUAACGGCUUAUGCAACCAUUAUAUUUUUCUCUCAUACUCCUCGAUUACCAUUCCCUCAAGAGAGUAAAUAUAUAACCAAUGAUAAUAGUGAUGAAUUAUAUGAUUUACCACCUAGAAUAACUUCAACAGAUACUAAACAUAAUGAAUAUGAGAUUUUAUUAAGUAUAGUGAUUCCAUGUUAUAAUGAAACAAAACGUUUAGGUAAGAUGUUAGAUGAAAGUGUUGAAUUUUUAACAGCAAACUAUAAAAAUAAAUUCGAAAUUUUAAUAGUAGAUGAUGGAUCUAGUGAUGGAACAGACAAAUAUGCAUUAAAUAAAGCUACUGAAUUAGGCUUAUCGCCUCAUAUAUUAAGAGUUAUUAAAUUACAACAAAAUAGAGGUAAAGGUGGUGCAGUAACUCAUGGACUUUUACAUAGCCGAGGUAAAUUUGGAUUAUUUGCGGAUGCAGAUGGUGCCACUAAAUUUUCUGAUAUUAGUAGACUUAUUGAAUUCAUGAAUGAUUUAAAAACCAAUGAACCUGGUGUUGCUAUUGGAUCUAGAGCUCAUAUGGUCAAUACAGAUGCAGUUGUUAAGAGAUCAUUUAUAAGAAAUUUCCUCAUGUAUGGAUUACAUACAUUGGUAUUUAUAUUUGGAAUUAGAGACAUUCAAGAUACUCAAUGUGGUUUCAAAAUGUUUAAUUUUGAAUCAAUUAAAAAUAUAUUCCCUCAUAUGCAUACUGAAAGAUGGAUUUUUGAUGUGGAAGUUUUGUUGUUAGGAGAAAUUCAACAUAUGACUAUGAAAGAAUUACCAGUAAAUUGGCAAGAAAUUGAUGGAUCUAAAGUUGAUUUAGCUAAAGAUUCUAUUGGAAUGGCUAUUGAUUUGGUUGUUACUAGAAUGGCAUAUUUAUUAGGUAUUUAUAAGUUAAAUGAAUCAGGUAGAUUAAACAAAAAGAAUCAAUAAAAUCUUUACGGAUUUUAUUUCAUAUCCGGAAAAUGAUUGCAUAUGAACACAGAUACAUUUAGAGACAUUCGUGCAUAAUAUACAAAACUAAAGGCUAAUUAUUUAAACAUAUAACGGUUUCAUAACGGUUUAUAAGUUUAUAUAUGAAGAAAAAAACUAUGGCGCUCAGUCAUGUGGUAUGAUCAUAUAGGGAUAAAAUUAUGGGGUAAUAAUUUAUAAUAAUUUAUUACAUGGCCCCUAAUUCAUUUGAAAUUUUUGUAUAAAUACU